Schizosaccharomyces cryophilus OY26 is the source of this 1482-nucleotide messenger RNA. Its product is annotated as 60S ribosomal protein K5. The transcript is spliced from 2 exons. NCBI's taxonomy places the organism in Eukaryota, Fungi, Ascomycota, Schizosaccharomycetes, Schizosaccharomycetales, Schizosaccharomycetaceae. The record is from RefSeq and is a predicted model, not a curated record. Gene Ontology annotation, cellular component: ribosome; cytosolic large ribosomal subunit. The coding region runs from base 595 to 1356 and encodes 253 amino acids. Gene Ontology annotation, molecular function: structural constituent of ribosome; RNA binding. Gene Ontology annotation, biological process: cytoplasmic translation.
GCCCACUGAAGGCAAGCAAGAUCUAUGUCAAAGUCAUACUGUUUUAACCAACUGAGUGCAGUUUUUGAUGAGGUAUUUGUUAAUUUGCAGAAUUCUCUAGUAAGACCGCGGGUAUCUGGCUUCAUUUCGAGAUUAAACCGAAAACGCAAACCCUGUAAGGUAGAAUGAAGAGAGACAAAAAUUCGAUUUUACACUACAAAACAAAAAAGAGAGCAAUCUUUUUGUUAACAAAGCUGCGAAUGAAAUUGUCAGGUUACCAAAGUUGAUCUUUGUGAACGUAAGUGAUGAAACCGACCUUUGUCCGAUGUCCACUCCAGGCAGAAGAAUAUACGAAACGAAGGCACAGCUCUUUGAUGAGAAUAAGAAAUAAAUUAAGAAUAAAAACGCAAUCUGAACCGUUUUCGUAUCCUUUCUUGGUAAAAGUUAGUUUUGUUUACCUUUUUCAUCGCUAAUUAUCCUUGCACCUCUCUAAAUACUCUUAGACCCUACCCUAAUGAAAGCUCAACAGUCACGGUUUGAAAACAGCACAACACAACUUUUUGCUAGUACGCAGAAGUCGGGUUUCUCUUAAACACCACAAAAAACAACAACAAAAUGGGACGUGUUAUUAGAGCACAAAGAAAGAGCGGAGGUAUCUUCCAAGCUCACACUCGUCUUCGUAAGGGUGCUGCUCAGCUUCGUACUUUGGACUUUGCUGAGCGUCACGGCUACAUUCGUGGUGUUGUCCAAAAAAUCAUUCACGACCCUGGUCGUGGUGCUCCUUUGGCUAGAGUUGCUUUCCGCAACCCUUACCACUACCGUACUGAUGUCGAGACCUUCGUUGCUACUGAAGGUAUGUACACUGGUCAAUUCAUCUACUGUGGUAAGAACGCUGCUUUAACCGUUGGUAACGUUUUGCCCGUCGGUGAGAUGCCUGAAGGUACCAUUGCCUCCAACGUCGAAGAAAAGUCUGGUGACCGUGGUGCUUUGGGUCGUUCCUCUGGUAACUAUGUCAUCAUUGUUGGCCACGACGUUGACACUGGCAAGACCCGUGUCAAGUUGCCCUCUGGUUCUAAGAAGGUUGUCCCUUCUGCCGCUCGUGGUGUCGUCGGUAUCAUUGCCGGUGGUGGUCGUGUCGACAAGCCCUUGCUUAAGGCCGGUCGUGCUUAUCACAAGUACAAGGUCAAGCGCAACUGCUGGCCCAAGACUCGUGGUGUUGCUAUGAACCCCGUCGAUCACCCUCAUGGUGGUGGUAACCAUCAACACGUUGGUCACUCUACCACUGUUCCCCGUGGAUCCGUUCCUGGUCAAAAGGCUGGUCUUAUUGCUGCCCGCAGAACUGGUCUCUUGCGUGGUGCUGCUGCUGUCGAGAACUAAGUUCUUCACCUCUUUUGUACUUUAUUUUAUUCCUAGGGUCUUUUCUAGUUCCAUAGUCUUUCUCCAACCCAAGUCCGUAGCAAUAUCUAUUCCUUUCAACAUACUCUUUUUAUGUUGACAUACUUA